Molecule: messenger RNA, 1247 nt
Organism: Austrofundulus limnaeus
Lineage: Eukaryota; Metazoa; Chordata; Actinopteri; Cyprinodontiformes; Rivulidae
Product: isoaspartyl peptidase/L-asparaginase
Exons: 7
Coding region: 24-959 (311 amino acids)
Cellular component (GO): cytoplasm
Molecular function (GO): asparaginase activity
Source: RefSeq, a predicted model, not a curated record
ACAGUUUCGGAAGGAGACUAAAGAUGCCAGCAGCAGUGGUGGUUGUGCACGGCGGGGCGUGGGCCAUCCCGGAUCAGAUGGCCCAGGCUUCUGUAGAUGGAGUGAAAGCUGCAGCUUGURGGGGGCUUUCAGUGCUGAGAGGAGGAGGAAGUGCUCUGGAUGCUGUGGAGGCGGCUGUGAGGCUUUUGGAYGACAACACCGUGUUUAAUGCUGGACAUGGAGCAACACUAAACAUUGAUGGAGAAGUGGAGCUGGAUGCCAUUAUCAUGGAUGGAAAGACCCUUUCCUGUGGUGCCGUGUCUUCUGUAAAGAACAUCGCUAACCCUGUAACACUGGCAAGGGCAGUGAUGGAUAAGACUUCCCACGUCAUGCUGACAGGCGAAGGUGCAAACCUGUUUGCGCAGAGCAUUGGCGUCAGCACGGUUCCUACUGAGUCACUGGUGUCUGAGUACGAAAAGAGAGAAUGGGAGAAGCACAAGCAUUACGUCACUGGAGUCAUGGAAGCGUUUAACUCUCAGUGGGCUCAUGAUACUGUUGGGGCAGUGGCCGUGGACUGUGCUGGUAAUGUUGCGUGUGCAACAUCAACUGGGGGCAUCAGGAAUAAAAUGGUGGGCAGAGUAGGAGACUCUCCUGUCAUCGGCUGCGGCGGAUAUGCUGACAACUCCUGGGGUGCGGUAUCGUGCACAGGCCACGGGGAGUCUAUUCUGAAAGUGACGCUGGCUAAGCUUGUUCUGUCACACAUUGAACAAGGUAAGUCUGUAGCAGAAGCCUCUCAGCUGUCUCUGCAGCACAUGGGUGAUCGGGUCCAGGGAGCAGGAGGCACGGUGGCCGUUUCUCCGUCGGGCCAGUGGGCCGCCACGUUCACCACUGAGCGAAUGGCUUGGGCUGCUGCAGAACACYACGUGCUGUGGUUUGGAUUAAACCCAAAUGAGAGGCUGAAGGAGAAACUGUCCCAGUAGCAGUCAUACUUUGUGUUUCACUUUUAGGUCACAUUAACUAAUAACUCUGCACUUCAAAAGUGUUUCUUUGUUUGACGAACUUGAUCAGUAGUAGCUGAAUUGAGCCUACUUAAAUGUUUCUUUUAACUAUGUUUUGGAUCCAUGUACAGUGUGCAGGGAAAUAUAAUUUAAAGUAUUAAAAGUUAAGCUCAGUGCAACCGACAAAGGAACAAGUACAGUAAUUCAUAAGGAUGUGAAUAGUUUUGCUUUAUAUGUCAUGAUUUGAGAUAAAUUACAUCUGCAAGUUUA